AGUGUGUGAUGGAUGUGUAGAAAACCCAGCAAGCUGAAAGAGGAAACCAAAAUGCUCUGUAGCCGUGAGAUUUUCAAGUUUUUAGUGAGGAAAGAUGUGAGGAAGAUACUGAAGCGGAAGGACAGCGAUGCUGGCGAAAGAGGGAAAGCCCUUGAGGACCUGCGAGCCUCACUCUUUAACAAAUUCUACUCACUCGAUAGUGCCAAGCAUCAACGAACCUGUGGCCCUGUUGCUGCUCUUACAUUCAACUUUAUGGUUGCUGUUGGCAUCAUUUUCAUAAACAAAUGGGUACUUAAAAAUGUAGGAUUCGAGUUUCCGGUAUUUCUGACUUUUAUUCACUAUGCUGUCAGUUGGGUGCUGAUGGCCAUCUUGCAUUCGUUUUCCCUCCUCCCGGCAUCUCCACCCACAAAAUCAACCUCAUUGUCUUUGUUUACUCUUGGUAUUGUUAUGUCUUUAUCUACUGGUCUUGCAAAUGUCAGCUUGAAAUACAACAGUGUAGGAUUUUAUCAGAUGGCUAAGAUUGCUGUCACGCCAUCUAUUGUCCUUGCAGAAUUUAUAUGGUAUCAGAAGAGGGUCACUUUCUCCAAGGUGAUUGCACUGACGGUUGUAUCUAUUGGUGUUGCAAUUGCUACGGUAACUGAUCUCCAGUUCAGCCUCUUUGGAGCAUGUGUAGCGAUGGCAUGGAUUAUCCCUAGUGCCAUCAAUAAAAUCCUUUGGUCCAACUUGCAGCAACAAGAGAACUGGACAGCAUUGUCGUUAAUGUGGAAAACAACACCGAUCACUCUGCUGUUUCUGGUUUCUAUGAUUCCUUUCCUUGAUCCCCCGGGUGUGCUCGCCUUCCAUUGGAGCUUCAACAAUACAUCGGCAAUCCUCUUAUCAGCUUUUCUCGGCUUCUUGCUUCAGUGGUCGGGGGCUUUGGCACUUGGGGCAACGUCUGCCAUCUCCCACGUGGUUCUCGGACAAUUCAAAACCUGUGUUCUGCUUCUCGGAAGCUUCUACCUCUUCGGUUCUAAUCCAGGCACAACCAGUAUUUGUGGAGCGUUUAUAGCUAUCGGAGGCAUGUCCCUUUUCACGUACCUCAACUUAAAUGCUAAGAAGCAACCGGCACCUCUGAAAGUUUCCUCCGCUUUACCCAAGUCCAAAUUCAGUGAAGGUAACGGAGAGAGCCACCAUGGAAACGGCGCCGAUAGUGUCUAACCGAAACGAUUCUACGUGGAUAGUAUUCGACACAAGAUGCUAUUAAUCUAUUUAACCAAACCCUUUGCUGCUCUCCGUAACCUGAUGGUUUCGAUGUGGCGCAAUGGAUUAGAGUGUGUUUGCAGCUUUGUUUAUGGGAAGUGGAAGCCUUAGCAGCUUUUGCUUAAAGAUGU
Molecule: messenger RNA, 1370 nt
Organism: Hibiscus syriacus
Lineage: Eukaryota; Viridiplantae; Streptophyta; Magnoliopsida; Malvales; Malvaceae
Exons: 7
Coding region: 13-1197 (394 amino acids)
Cellular component (GO): Golgi apparatus
Molecular function (GO): UDP-xylose transmembrane transporter activity; antiporter activity
Source: RefSeq, a predicted model, not a curated record